Messenger RNA from Ahaetulla prasina, 4982 nucleotides. RefSeq names its product interferon regulatory factor 4-like. Bases 448 to 1758 code for a protein of 436 amino acids. NCBI's taxonomy places the organism in Eukaryota, Metazoa, Chordata, Lepidosauria, Squamata, Colubridae. Gene Ontology annotation, molecular function: protein binding; DNA-binding transcription factor activity, RNA polymerase II-specific; RNA polymerase II cis-regulatory region sequence-specific DNA binding. Gene Ontology annotation, cellular component: nucleus. The record is from RefSeq and is a predicted model, not a curated record. Gene Ontology annotation, biological process: immune system process; regulation of transcription by RNA polymerase II. The transcript is spliced from 8 exons.
AUCGAUAGCUGGAAACCAGUCAAGGAGCGAUCAUCCCACCGAGACCUACGGAGAAAUUUCCUUGACCGUGAGAAGAAUUAAGUUAACCCGUGGAACCGCCCGCCUCGGGAAGUUUCGGGUGCCGCUCCCAUCAACUGGGAGGCGGUUUUAAGAGCGCGGACAACGAGGCCUUCGGCUCGGUUCUCUCCGGCUUGAGCCCGUCCCGGCGUCUCCUUCCAAGCCCUCGGAUUCGACGAGGCCCCCCGCGCGAAAGGGGAAGCGAGAGCGAGAGCGAAAGUGAAAGUGCCGCCGCGGCUCCCCUUUCGCUUUCCCCGCGGUUGGUGCUGGUGGCGCUUUCCAGCUCAGCCCGACUUUCAGGAGCGGCGGGGAUUUUUCGCCUCGGCCGGGCUCUCAGCACUCAAUCCGGGCCGCCCCCCAGUCCCGAGGAAGGGGAGGCAGCCGCGCCACAUGGCCGAGGCGCCGCAGCCCAUGCGGCUGAAGGAGUGGCUGCUGGCCCAGGUGGAGAGCGGUCGCUAUCCGGGACUGCGCUGGGUGGACGGGCGGAAAACGCUCUUCCGCAUCCCUUGGAAACACGCCGCUAAGCAGGACUACCGCGAGCGGGAGGACGCGGCGCUCUUUAAGGCCUGGGCAGUCUACAAGGGCAAGUACCGGGAAGGGCUGGAUCAAGCCGACCCCUCCGUCUGGAAGACGCGUCUCCGCUGCGCCCUCAACAAAAGCCCCGAUUUUAAAGAGGUGCCCGAAAAAAGUCUCUUGGAGGCCUCCGAACCUUACAAAGUCUACCAGGUGGUUUGUCCCGAGGCAGCCCAAGCAGACGCAGAGAAGGAAAGUGGAAUGGAUUCUCCUCUGCAGUCGAAUUGUCCCUCAGCAUCAGUACCUGAAGUGGCCGCAGCCCAUGACUUGUCCAUCAAGGCCAAACCAUCUUCGGAGCCUGAUGAGAAAACACAAAAUGACCCAGGAGGUGCUCUGCUCCCCAAGAAGCUAAGGAGUGCAGACCUCCAGGGGUAUCAGGUGAAAGGUUUUUUCCACACUUGGGCUCCAUCACAGAUCUACCAGCUUCCAAACCGGGCUUUCGUUAGUCCCAGUUCACAGUUUGUCCCCAGCAAAAGCAUCAACUCAGAUUGCUGCCUUCACGUUCGCCUGUACUAUUGCGAUGUGCUAGUCAAAGAGAUGACCACAAGUGUACCAGAAGGUUGCCGGAUCACCUACGAGCCGGUGGUGGCAGAGAACGAUGACCUGUAUGGUCCAAGCGGCAUGGAAGAAAUCCAGUUCCCUCCUCCGGAUGUCCUGGGCUACAAAAAUUGGGGGCCCAAAGCCAUCUGGGUCUUGAAGAGGUUGCUCCCCCAUUUGAAUCGCGGGGCGCUCCUUUGGGUAGCUCCAGAAGGAGUCUUCAUGAAACGCCAGUGCCAAAGUCGGGUUUACUGGAAGGGACCUCUGGCACCUCACAAGGAUCAGCCCAACAAGCUGGAGAGGGAGAAAACUUAUUGGCUGUUGGAUACGCAACAAUUCCUUCAGGAGUUACGAGGUUUCCUCAAACACGGAAAGCCGCUACCACAGUACCAGAUCCACCUCUGCUUUGGAGAAGAAUUUCCGCCUGUUCCCAACCAGAAGCUCCACAGGUUCAUUACGGCCCAGGUGGAACCGGUGUUUGCCCGCGAUCUCUGCCUUCAUGCCCAGCAGUACCUCCAGGGCUCUCGGACCUGCCCACCAAAGACGCCUAAGAAGAUCAUCCAGAUCCUGCAGCAACUCUCUUCCUCUUGACCGCUCAGGAUGUCACCGCGGACCUGGAAGGAGAAGUCCUGACCAAGGGGAGCCCUCCCUCAAGAUUCAGCCUCUUCUCUAAGGAAUUGAUGGCUGCCCUGGCUGAAAUCUUGUAGGAAGAAGGACUCUGUAUUUGGCCUGGCUGUUCCUUUUUUAAUAUAUGCAAAUUUUUAUUAAAAAAUCUGAGGAAAGAGAGUGCCUUGUUCAUAUAUAUACAUGUUUCCUCUGUUCUAUUUUAGUUUAUAUUCAUUCUUAUCGUUCUUAAAAUGUGUUUUAUAUAUAUACAUAAAGUGUGUGUGUGUGUGUGUGUAUUACAAACUAUUCUAAAAAUACGAGUUCCAGGUAUAUUUGUAAAACAAGAAACAGACAUUCUCUGAACUCUGGAACUAAAAUAAUUAAAAUUUCAUUCUACUAAGCUUUUGUUAGCCAUCUGCUGACAUUUUCAGAGUAUUAAAAACUACUAUUACAGAGAUCUAUCAUGUAUUGUGUGUGUGUGUGAGAGAGAGAGACAGUGAGAAUAAAAUGCAGAAUAGAAUAGAAUUUGAAAUAAUUAAAACAGAUGGAAUGGAAUGGAAUGGAAUAAGAUACAACAUUCAGUGAUAGACAUAGGAUACUAAUAAGCAAUCAAAUCAUACUAGGAAACAAUAAAAACAAUAUAAACUGUAAAGAUACAAGCAACAUGGUUAUAGUCAUAAGUGGGAGGAGAUAGAUACUAGGAAAGAUGAGAAGAAAAAUAGUAAUACAGUCUUAGUAGUUAAUUUGACAGUGUUGUAGGAAUUAGUUGUUUAGCAGAGUGAUGGCCUUCGGGAAAAAACUGUCUUUGUGUCUAGUUGUUCUGUUGUGCAGUGCUCUAUAGCAUCGUUUUGAGGGUAGGAGUUGAAACCGUUUAUGUCCAGGAUGUGAGGGGUCUGUAAAUAUUUUCACAGCCCUCUUUUUGACUCGUGCAGUAUACAGGUCCCCCAUGGAAGGCAGGUUGGUAGCCAUUAUUUUUUCUGCAGUUCUAAUUAUCCUCUGAAGUCUGUGUCUUUCUUGUUGGGUUGCAGAACCGAACCAGACAGUUAUAGAGGUGCAAAUGACAGACUCAAUAAUUCCUCUGUAGAACUGAAUCAGGAGCUCCUUGGGCAGUUUGAGCUUACUGAGUUGGCGCAGAAAGAACAUUCUUUGUUGUCCUUUUUUAAUGAUGUUUUUGAUGUUAGCUGUCCAUUUUAGGUUGUGAGAUGUGGUAGAACCUAGAAAUUUGAAGGUUUCUACUGUUGAUACUGUGUUGUCUAGUAUUGUAAGAGGUGGAAGUAUAGGAAGUUUUCUUCUAAAAUCCACCACCAUUUUUACUGUUUUGAGUGCCUUUAGUUCAAGAUUGUUCUGUUCUAAAUAGAACAAAGGAAACAAAAACCAAGGGAAAAAAAGAAAUAAUAGAAAAAGCAUUUAUGAAUAAGAGUUCUGGAAUUCGCUUUUUUAAUAUAUAGCUAUAAUUUUUAUUAAACAUUUUAAGAACAAUGAUAAGAAUGAAUAUAAAUUAAAUAGAACAGCGGAAACAAGGAAAAAAAAGAGAAUUAAAAAAAUGGUUGCGUGAAUAAGAACUCUGUGAUUUUACCUGGAUGUCCUGUUUUUAAAUAUAUAUCUAUAAUUUUUAUUAAACAUUUCAAGAACAAUAAGAAUUAAACUAUUGUUCAGUUGAAUUAAACAAUAAGAACUAAAACAGAACAGAGAAAACAGGGGAAAAAGAAAUAACAGAAAACAUUUGUUGAAUGGGGGGGGGGUCUGUGUUUGGCUUGGAUGUUCCUUUUUUUAAUAUGUAUAAUAUUUAUGAAGCGCUUGAAGGACAAUAACAGGAAUAAAUGUAAACUAAAAUAGAACUGUGAAAACGGGGAGAGAAAGAGAAACAACAGAAAAAAAUUAAAAGUGCAAUAAGAAAAAGGUAGAAAAAAGAUAUAAAGGAAGAUAUACGGGUAGUCCUCAACUUACAACAGUUCAUUUAGUGACCGCGCAAAGUUACAACAGCGCUGAAAAAAAGUGACUUAUGACCGUUUUCACACUUACGACCAUUGCAGCUUCCCAGUGGUCAUGUGAUUGAAAUUCAGACGUUGGCAACUGACUCAUAGUUACGACAGUUGCAGCGAUCCCCUUUUGUGACCUCCUGACAAGCAAAGUCAAUGGGGAAGCCAGAUUCACUUAACAGCCAUGUUACUAACCUAGCAACUCAAUCGUCUCGCUUAGCAAUUGGAACUUUGGCCUCAGUGGUGGUCUUAAGUCAAGGACUCCCUGUAUAAAGAAAUAGCUUCUGACAGUGGGUGAAAUCCAAAUGUUUCUACUAGCGGUUCUGUGGGCGUGGCUUGGUGGGUGGGUGUGGCUUGGUGGGCCUGACAGGAAGGAUACUGCAAAAUCCCCAUUCCUUCCCCAAUCCAGAGGAAGGAUAUUGCAAAAUCCCCAUUCCCUCCCCACUCCAGGGGAAGGAUACUGCAAAAUCCCCAUUCCCUCUCCACUCCAGGGGAAGGAUAUUGCAAAAUCCCCAUUCCUUCCCCAAUCCAGAGGAAGGAUAUUGCAAAAUCCCCAUUCCCUCCCCACUCCAGGGGAAGGAUACUGCAAAAUCCCCAUUCCCUCUCCACUCCAGGGGAAGGAUAUUGCAAAAUCCCCCAUUCCUUCCCCAAUCCAGAGGAAGGAUACUGCAGAAUCCCCAUUCCCUCCCCACUCCAGGGGGAAGGAUACUGCAAAAUCCCCAUUCCCUCUCCACUCCAGGGGAAGGAUAUUGCAAAAUCACCAUUCCCUCCACACUCCUGGGGGGAAGGAUAUUGCAAAAUAUCCAUUCCCACCCUACUCCUGGGAGAAGGAUAUUGCAAAAUGUCCAUUCCCACCCCACUCGGGGGCCAGCCAGAGGUGGUAUUUGCCGGUUCUCCAAAGUACUCAAAAUUUCUGCUACCGGUUCUCCAGAACCUGCUGGAUUUCACCUCUGGCUUUUGAUACUUUUCACAGCAAUUAUUUGUUAUGCCUGCUAUUAUUAUUUUUUAAAAAACUGUGAAGUUACAUCAGGGGUCUCUAUUUGCCGCAGCCUCCCUUGUGGGUCUUUGCAGGGUGUGUUUGUGUGUGAGUGUGGGGACUGAGCUGCGAGAGAAGCAAAUUGGUGCAGGUUUUAGGAUGCAGAACAGUUCGACCAACCUUACCUGAGCUGCGCUCGGUUGAACUGGGCGGCCAACAGAAAUGGAAUAAAUAAAGAUAAAAAUAAAAUGAAG